UAUUUACAGGACGGUAAGACAUUAACUGAUGAAUUAGAAGUUAUUGAAGGAAUGAAGUUUGAUAGAGGAUAUAUAUCACCCUAUUUUAUUAAUACAGCUAAGGGUGCCAAAAUAGAAUACCAAAAUGCAUUGGUAUUAUUCAGUGAGAAGAAAAUAUCUAGUGUUCAAUCUAUUAUACCAGCUUUGGAACUGGCAAAUUCUAAACGUCAACCAUUGAUCAUUAUUGCUGAAGACAUAGAUGGUGAAGCUCUUAGCACCAUGGUAUUAAACAGGUAAACAAAAGAUUUUCUGUUUAAAGCAUUU
This is a messenger RNA of Parasteatoda tepidariorum (common house spider), 303 nucleotides long. The record is from RefSeq and is a predicted model, not a curated record. Lineage: Eukaryota; Metazoa; Arthropoda; Arachnida; Araneae; Theridiidae.